GAGACCACGGACUAUGUGAGGCCCAUCGUGUUCACUGUGGCAGUGGCACUGCAGGAUCCCGACCAGGGCCCUGCGCUGGACGACACCUGGCCCACCACCUUCAGGACUGAGCUUCCCUUCUGGAAUGGCUGUGAUGAGGACGACCGCUGUACACCAGGCCUGUCCUUACAGAGUACAACUGACCUGCUGUCUUGGAGGCAGUUCUGUGGGAAUGCAGUCCACUCCAGGGGUGCGAUGUGUCGACGUCUGUCCGAAGGAGGGGCGGAGGGGUCAGAGCGAGUGAUGGAGGGAUCGAGGAGGAGGAUGGUGGUGGACGUUCGUCUGGAGAAUAGAGGAGAAAACGCCUACGGAGCCCGCCUCAACAUCACCUACACUCCUAACCUUCGAUUCUCUAGUCUCAUAGUCAAGGACAACUCGGAUAUCAAGAUAGAGUGUCGCAGUGAGGACAGACAGAGGCAUGAGAAGACCUGCAACGUCAGCGCUCCCUUCAUGAGAGCCAAGACGCAGGUCUCUUUCCGCCUGGAGUUUGAGUUCAGCCGAUCAGUGUUCCUGGACCACGUACGAGUCAUUCUAGAAGCCAGCAGUGACGGAGAGGAGGUUACCUUAGAAGACAAUUUCAACGACAUCUUUCACCCGCUGAAAUACGAGGCUGACCUCCUAUUUACAAGGGACUCCAACCCCUCUGGCUGUGAAAUCAAAGCAGACCUCUCCCUGGAGAUACCAGGAAAUAUUGGUCCUCCAUUCAACUUCACCUUCCAGAUUCAGAACCUGGGCUUCUUUCCCGUGAGGGACCUGCAGUUGAAUAUAGAAAUUCCAGAGAUGACCAAAAACGGGAACCAGCUGUUGCAGAUAUCGGACUUCCAUAUUGACAAAACCGACGGUACCCGCUGCAUACCCCCUCAACAUGUGGCACAGAGCAGGGCGUCCCCAGAAGACCUCUCUCGAGUCUCACGCCUGAACCAGUCCAAUACUCUGCCUCUGCCGGUCCAAUGCACUGUCAACCUGAACCCCUACAAGGAAGUCAGCGUCAGAAUCAGGGGGGCAUUGCGGUUGGACGCCUUGCAUGCUCUGAGGUUCAAAGUCCUGGAACUGGUGACGAGUGCAACAGUAGAACUUCCACCUUCAAGCCCCAUGUUUCUUCAUGAAGAAAGGCCUGUCAGACAUAUAAUCCUGGAGAUUAGGAAAGAAGGGGAUUACAGAAUCUCAAUCUGGAUUAUCAUUGGGAGCACGCUGGGAGGGUUGUUGCUGCUGUCCCUGCUCAGCCUAGCUCUAUGGAAGCUUGGCUUCUUCCAGAGGCAGAAGAGGAGAGAAGAGGAUGAGCAGGAGACCAAUGGAAAGGUGGCAGAGGAGCGGUAACUAACGCAGGCGAGGGACCAGCCAUCACACACACACAGGGGAACCAACACUCAGGGACUGUCCCAUCCCCCCCGACACCACAGCGGUACAGUCCAGAAGGCUCUGCAAGAUGAGACCGUCAGAUCAAGACCUGCUCAGUGCACUGGAUGACCAACUGUACCUGUAUGACCCAUGAGACGUUAGCACUACCAACCAUAAUGCCCUGCCCUCCACUGUACUGCUGAGACUACUGGACCCUCCUCGGUGCCUGGUUACCCAUACCCACCUCUGACCUCUACCCUUUAGCUAGACACCCUUCACCAUGGUUACCCACCUCUAACCUCCACACACACUGCCCCUGGUUACCACCUCUAACCUCCACCCACACUGCUCCUGGUUACCCACCUCUGACCUCUACCCUUUAGCUAGACACCCUUCCCCAUGGUUACCCACCUCUAACCUCUACCCUGUAUCUAGACACCCUUCCCCAUGGUUACCCCCCUCUGACCUCUACCCUGUAUCUAGACACCCUUCCCCAUGGUUACCCCCUCUGACCUCUACCCUGUAUCUAGACACCCUUCCCCAUGGUUACCCACCUCUAACCUCUACCCUGUAUCUAGACACCCUUCCCCAUGGUUACCCACCUCUAACCUCCACCCACACUGCCCCUGGUUACCCACCUAUGACCUCUACCCUGUAUCUGGACACCCUUCCCCCUGGUUACCCACCUCUAACCUCUACCCUUUAGCUAGACACCCUUCCCCAUGGUUACCCACCUCUAACCUCUACCCUGUAUCUGGACACCCUUCCCCUGGUUACCCACCUCUAACCUCUACCCUUUAGCUAGACACCCUUCCCCAUGGUUACCCACCUCUAACCUCUACCCUUUAUCUGGACACCCUUCCCCCUGGUUACCCACCUCUAACCUCUACCCUGUAUCUGGACACCCUUCCCCAUGGUUACCCACCUCUAACCUCUACCCUGUAUCUGGACACCCUUCCCCCUGGUUACCCACCUCUAACCUCCACCCUUUAGCUAGACACCCUUCCCCCUGGUUACCCACCUCUAACCUCCACCCACACUGCCCCUGGAUACCCACCUCUAACCUCCACCCACACUGCCCCUGGAUACCCACCUCUAAACUCUACCCACACUGCCCCUGGAUACCCACCUCUAACCUCUACCCUGUAUCUAGGCAAUGGCACCCUUCCUCCUGACCACAUUGAAGAGCGAUGGAGAGAUAUUUUGGUUGAUGAGUCCAUUCCUAUUGGUGUAAUAAUGACUGACUUGGAAAAGGCUGCAGUUAUACUCAGACAAUGAUUCUGAGGCAAGCAGCUUAAAUUUGAUUGACCUUGGUGGGCUUUGUUUUGAGAUAACUGUACACUGUACAAGAAGAACCCUCAAGGUGCUGUGCCAACUGCAGGCGGCCAUAUUGGCUUACUAUGGCCGACUGCGCUGACAUGUACAGUACAUACUUCUGGAGAGAAACACAAAGACGAAGAAGUUGGCGGCAUGUGCCAGUAGAUGUGACUCUACCCAAGUGACUAUUAGAGAACGGUAUUGUGAACUGAAAAUCUCCAAGACACCAGGACAACAAUUGUCAACAUUCAAGAAACUCUCUGGUGCUUUUGUUUCCAGAGAACUGUUUUUUGUAAGUCCCAAGAAAAGACCUUCUGUUUUGGAGAUCCCACAUUCCUUCCCCUCUCCUCUCAUACUAAUCCUACAGUAUCUCCAUUGGAGGAAAAUACACGGAAUAAAUUCAUAAUUUUGAUGCACUUUUACUUUGUAGAAAUACAAACUUGAAUUUUGUAAAUAGUCAAGUAUCUUUUUAUACAUAACCAAGCCUAAUAUUGUGAUUUUCCAGUAUUCCCCACAAGGAUUGAGGCAUUAUCCUGUUCCUCUAGAGACAUGGCAAAUGAGUUUAGCCUACGAGACAAAUACAAAUGGGUUUUCUGACAUGCUUUGCACCACAACAAAUAGCCUUUGAAGAAAGCUGUUGAAGAACGACUUAUUCAGGAUUUCAACAAAAUGGCGGGCUAUCAUGUAAUGUUAUGAUGAGGACCGGACCAUUGGUGUUUAGUGCUUCUAUGUGCAAAUGAAUAAUUUUCAAAUGUUUUUUUGUCAAUGAAAUCCCUUUUGUUUAUUCAUGAAUGUCAGUGUCCAACCCAUGUGGAUGAGGUAUAAAUCAACUCUAAUACAUCUAGAAUAAAAUGUCAAGUGUGUUGUA
Oncorhynchus masou masou (cherry salmon) is the source of this 3562-nucleotide messenger RNA. Its product is annotated as integrin alpha-11-like. The annotation marks the transcript as partial. The record is from RefSeq and is a predicted model, not a curated record. Gene Ontology annotation, molecular function: integrin binding. The transcript is spliced from 13 exons. Gene Ontology annotation, biological process: cell-matrix adhesion; cell adhesion mediated by integrin; integrin-mediated signaling pathway. Gene Ontology annotation, cellular component: integrin complex; external side of plasma membrane. NCBI's taxonomy places the organism in Eukaryota, Metazoa, Chordata, Actinopteri, Salmoniformes, Salmonidae.